UGCCAAUGUCACUCCCUGGAAGCUGCGGGGGCUGCGGCUUUAGGGGAAGUGCUCAGAGACCCCCUCCGGGGGCAGGAGAGGGCUGGAGUUUGGGCUGCUGCUGAUGCCUGUCUCUCCACAGUGGACCACGUGCUCUCCCAGGCGCAGUUUUACCACAGAACGGACCAGGCCCAGCAGCUGUCCGGGCAGUACAUGCAGGGGUUCGACCAGGACGAGGUGUUCUAUGUGGACCUGGAGAGGAAGGAGACUGUCUGGCGCCUGCCCGAAUUCAGCAAGUUCGCCAGCUUCGAGGCGCAGGGCGCCCUGGGCAGCAUGGCCAUAAGCAAGAAGAACCUGGAGAUCCUGAUUGAGAGCACCAACCACACAAAGGCCCGGAACG
Messenger RNA from Chrysemys picta bellii (western painted turtle), 379 nucleotides. NCBI's taxonomy places the organism in Eukaryota, Metazoa, Chordata, Testudines, Emydidae. The record is from RefSeq and is a predicted model, not a curated record.